AUGGCUCCGAAACGUAAUGCACAAUCAACUCCAGCGGAGAUCUCUCUCGCCCACCUCAAGAACUGCCUGGUCAACCUCCCCGCAUCACUGGUCACGCUUCUAGUCAAUGUCAACACUCCCGCUCAAAAUGUCGUCGUCGAACUCACAUACCGACCUUCUUCCGCAAACGCUUCCGGCGCCAGCGCAACACAACAACAUUCUGUCUUCGUUGGGUGGACUGGUAUGCCCAGUAAGCGCAAGGUUGCACCUAUCGUCGGACGCGAUGGAAUCAAUGGCGGGAGAAGUGGUGGCUCAUUACGCGAUCAAGAAGUUCCUCAAGUCGAGAUCGAUGCCACGCUCGCAAAUACCCUUGGGCUAUCGGAUGGACAGAAGGUGACGGCCUCAAUACACGUCGAUCCCCCUGUUGCACACACCAUCAACAUUGAACCCAUUACACCGGAAGACUGGGAGAUGAUUGAACUUCACGCGACGUUCCUCGAGCUCAAUCUUCUAUCCCAAGUCAGAGCAUUGCCGAACCCCGCCUUCACUUCAAGCUCAGGGACUCUAGUCGCGCCGCAUGCUUUAACGCUGCAUCUGUCGCCAACGUCGACAGCAAACAUUAAAGUCGUUUCUCUUGAUCCUGUACCGGCAGCCAAUUUUCCGUUUGCCAAGAUUUCGCCCGAUGCCGAGGUCAUCGUUGCGCCGAAGACCCGCGCAAAAGCAUCACAUUCGCUGGGAGAGAACCGCAGUGUAGCCAGUACCUCAAAAUCUAAAAGAAGUGGUGCAAGCACAGUUCGACGGCGAAGCGCGCGGGAGGAACGCAAGCUUGCAAUGUGCCUCAGAGGUGUGGACCAAACAGCGUGUCGGGACUGGUUCGAUGAAGACAUCACCAGUCAAGACUUCAGCGUGUGGGUAGACCGCGACAUUCUAUACACCAAGGACUUCAGGGGUGUGAACUAUGUCUCAGUCAGUAUCUUGCGGCCUACCCCACAGCCAAGUACCAAUCCCCAGAAGCCGCAGCAAGACGCUGAAGCGGCGUCAACCUCCAAAGCGGCAAACAAGGUUAUUGCUCAUUUACGGGCAUGGGAUGACCCUCCUGAUAGCAAGACGAUUGCACUAUCCUCACCACUCUCUGCAACGUUGGGCUUUACUGGUGCUGUCGGCGGUAUUGUAAAAAUCGAGCCGGCGCCACAGCAAUGGCCGCUUGAUGCUGUGCAGAAACUAAUUGUCCAUCCUUUUGCGGCAUCUAAGAAGUCGCCAGAGGGGUUGAAGUUUGGCGGAGAAUCCAAAGCUGGAAAGGAGGAGGCCUCGAAGCAGUUCAAGCAUAUGUAUGGGGCUCGUAAAGAUGCUACAUCAAUUCUCAGUGGACCCCUUACGGAUGGAUCAGUAAUUGGUCUUUACGAAGGACUUGAAGCUCCUCAGGGUUGGGAGGGAGGUAUCAUCAAAUUUGAUCCAACCGCAAUGAACAGCGACCCGUUGAGAUCGUCGACAAAAUGGGUCCUGGGUUUGAGUGAUAAAAUUACCGUUGAGUUUCGGGACCCAGUUCCUCGACCUUCGUGGAUGAACGACGACAGUAUUGCCGAGUUACACUCCUCUUUCGAUGGUCAACUUGUGGGCAUCGACAAACUCCUACAAGAUCUACGAAGCCAUCUCUCUCACCUUUCUUCAACUCUACUCACAGGCGCCCUGGGCUCGGGCAAAACUGCUGUCGCCAAGUCUCUAGCUCACGAACUUGGCAAAGACCUACUCUUUCACACCACUUACUUCCCCUGCCGUAAACUUGUUAAUGAUGAAACAAGGAUUGCGACUAUCAAGGAUACUUUGCAUCAGGUGUUCAUGUCUGCCAGCUGGGGUGCCAGAUUAGGCGGCAAGGCACUGGUUGUUUUGGAUGACUUGGAUAAGCUGUGUCCCGUGGAAACAGAACUACAAGUUGGCAACGACAAUGGAAGAAGUCGCCAAAUCAGUGAGAUUAUAUGCUCUAUCGUCCGCCAAUAUUGCAAUGCGGAGUCUGGCGUAGUAUUAUUAGCAACAUCAGAAGGCAAAGACUCGCUGAAUAACGUCGUCAUUGGAGGUCAUGUUGUUCGCGAGAUCAUUGAUCUGAAGGCCCCUAAUAAGGAAGCCAGACGAAAGGUCAUGGAGUCCAUCGUAAGGCAAGAUGCGGUAGGUCCAGAGGAGGCCCGACAAGCGUCUCACAACGGCAGCCGCCCGCCCACGGCCGAUGGUAGCACUGUUGGAGAAGAUAGUGCGUGGAUGGAUGCCGGCAGCCAAGGCAGUCGAGAGAAUCGCAAAGGCACAGGAGGAGGCUUUGUUUUGGAUCCUGAUCUAGACUUUCUUGACGUCGCCGGGCUUACGGAUGGAUAUAUGCCAGGAGAUAUUAGCUUGCUUGUCGCAAGAGCUCGCAACGAGGCAAUCAUCAGAUCAGUCAGUGAGGAAAGUGACGGAAGCGCAGUCACCCUGGGCCGAGUUGACUUUGACAACGCCCUUAAAGGUUUUACCCCUGCAUCGCUACGAAAUGUCUCGCUGCAAAGCUCGACCACCACGUUCAGCUCCAUCGGCGGUCUGACAGAGACACGUCAGGUUCUACUAGAAACCCUGCAGUAUCCGACCAAGUAUGCGCCUAUCUUCGAGCAAUGCCCACUUCGGUUGCGGUCCGGUUUAUUAUUAUACGGAUACCCAGGCUGUGGCAAAACUCUACUUGCGAGCGCUGUCGCUGGAGAGUGUGGCCUCAACUUUAUCAGCGUCAAGGGACCAGAGAUUCUCAACAAGUAUAUCGGUGCAUCGGAAAAGAGCGUCCGCGAUCUCUUUGAGCGCGCAUCCGCUGCGAAGCCCUGCGUCUUAUUCUUUGAUGAGUUCGACUCAAUUGCGCCGAAGCGUGGGCACGAUUCCACCGGUGUGACGGAUCGUGUUGUGAACCAACUUCUAACUCAGAUGGACGGUGCCGAAGGCCUUUCUGGAGUGUAUGUACUCGCAGCGACAUCCAGGCCAGAUCUUAUCGAUCCUGCGCUUCUUCGUCCAGGCCGCUUGGACAAGUCUCUGCUUUGCGACAUGCCGACAUUGGAGGAUCGUGUCGACAUUUUGAAGUCUCUUUCGAGUAAGGUCAAGUUGAGCGAGGAGUUGACAGAGUCGGACGAUGCCUGGACAGAGAUCGCCAGACGAACAGAAGGAUUUUCGGGUGCUGACCUCCAGGCGCUCGUUUCGAACUCCCAGCUUGAAGCUAUUCACGACGUGUUGGACGAUGUCGACCAUAAUCCAACAACCAACGGCAAGGUCAACGGAAAGUCGACUGCCUCUCAUGGCUCGAUCCCUAGUUUUGUGCAGUUUCGCUACGGCCAAGAUGCUACACCGGCAACCAAGGCAGUCAGUCGUUCAGCAGAGCUGGUGGAGAACAAUGCAAUUCUUGCAAAGUUGGAAAGCAUCAAACAAGCUCGAAAGAGGGUCAAGCAUGCCCAGCGUCCUGAUAACGAAGCGAAGCCGGUGAAUGACAAGGAGGUCGUAGUGAAACUAGAACAUUUAAUGAAGGCCCUGGAGAGCACCAGGUCCAGUAUCAGCACGCAGGAGCGCGCCAGACUGCAAAGGAUUUACAGGGAAUUUGUUGUCGGGCGAAGCGGUGAGAUGAGGGACGGCCAAGGAAGCAUGGAAAUUGGUGGGCGAAGCAGCCUCAUGUAA
Colletotrichum truncatum is the source of this 3645-nucleotide messenger RNA. Its product is annotated as peroxisome biosynthesis protein. The record is from RefSeq and is a predicted model, not a curated record. Gene Ontology annotation, molecular function: ATP hydrolysis activity; ATP binding. Gene Ontology annotation, biological process: protein import into peroxisome matrix. Gene Ontology annotation, cellular component: peroxisome; cytosol; peroxisomal membrane. NCBI's taxonomy places the organism in Eukaryota, Fungi, Ascomycota, Sordariomycetes, Glomerellales, Glomerellaceae.